GGUCAAUGUUGCGCCAGGUAGGGGAAUGAUAGUGAGCGAUACCGAGUCUAGCUUUCUCUGCUUCUUCUUCUUCCUCCCCGGAUCAAAAAAGCUUUUCGUGCAUCUCUCGUGUUCUCAAAAUCUUCGAAAAUGUUGGGUAGGCUCGCUGCGAAGCGUCUUCUUGAGAUCCGUCAAGUUUUCCGUCAACCACCCUCUCAGGCGUCUCGUAUCUUUUCAACAGCCUUAAACUACCACCUGGAUUCUCCUGAUAACAAACCGGAUCUUCCAUGGGAGUUUUCAGAGGCCAACAAAUCCAAGGUUAAGGAGAUACUCUCUUACUACCCAUCAAACUACAAGCAGUCUGCAGUGAUCCCUCUUCUUGAUCUUGCACAACAACAGCAUGGUGGCUGGCUCCCUGUUUCAGCAAUGAAUGCGGUUGCAAAAGUUAUAGAAGUUGCUCCUAUCCGUGUUUAUGAGGUUGCAACCUUCUACUCAAUGUUCAACAGGGCAAAGGUCGGAAAGUACCACCUGCUAGUUUGUGGCACAACACCUUGCAUGAUCCGUGGUUCACGAGAGAUCGAAUCAGCUUUGCUAGACCAUUUGGGAGUGAAGCGCGGUGAAGUCACAAAAGAUGGUUUGUUCUCUGUUGGAGAGAUGGAAUGCAUGGGAUGCUGUGUGAAUGCGCCCAUGAUCACUGUGGCGGAUUAUUCCAAUGGAUCAGAAGGAUACACAUAUAACUAUUUCGAAGAUGUUACACCUGAGAAAGUUGUAGAGAUCGUUGAGAAGCUGAGAAAAGGAGAAAAGCCACCGCAUGGAACUCAAAACCCGAAGAGGAUCAAGUGCGGACCUGAAGGAGGAAACAAGACACUGCUCGGCGAACCAAAGCCACCACAGUUCCGUGAUCUUGACGCUUGCUAAGCUAAGUUAUUUAAGCCGCCGGUUCUAUGUGGUUCAAAUAAUGCAAAAGGCUAUAGUGAUGUUUGAAGCCUAUAGCAUGAGAUUUGAGUUUGCAUACUCUUUGUAGUCUUCUUGAUUUGAAAUUUUAGACGCCGUUUUAAAACGAAUAAAAGCAUUUCUUUUGUUAUCA
Brassica oleracea var. oleracea is the source of this 1066-nucleotide messenger RNA. RefSeq names its product NADH dehydrogenase [ubiquinone] flavoprotein 2, mitochondrial. NCBI's taxonomy places the organism in Eukaryota, Viridiplantae, Streptophyta, Magnoliopsida, Brassicales, Brassicaceae. The transcript is spliced from 10 exons. Gene Ontology annotation, molecular function: NADH dehydrogenase activity. The record is from RefSeq and is a predicted model, not a curated record. Gene Ontology annotation, biological process: mitochondrial electron transport, NADH to ubiquinone. Bases 130 to 897 code for a protein of 255 amino acids.